AUGGAUAAGGGUGGAAAUGACAAGAAAGAAGACGGAGCUUUGGAGACGGACAGGCCUGAGUUCAGACCCAGCUUUGCCAAUUAUAAGCUAUUUGACCUGGGCAAGGUUUUUAACCUUUCUAAGUCUCUGGAUCCUUUCAAUGCCACAGGGAAUUUCAAAGGUCAUGCCCUCCCUGGAAUCUUCUUUUUUAUUAUGGGUCUUUGGUGGAGUACAAGGAGUAUUCUGAAAUAUGUCUGCAAAAACCAAAAGCAAACCUUCUGCCUUGAUUCUAAAGCAUUAUUCCAUCUAUUAGAAAUUUUGGAAGGAACUGCAUUAGUUGGCAUGGCUUUAACCGGCAUGGCUGGGGAGCAGUUUAUUCCUGGAGGGCCCCACCUGAUCUUAUACAAAGAGGGCCAGUGGAACCACCUCCUUAACUGGCAUCAUUUCACUAUGUAUUUCUUCUUUGGGCUGGUGGGCGUGGCAGACAUCUUAUGUUUCACCAUCCGUUCACUUCCCUCCUCAUUACCCAAGUUAAUGUUGUCAAACGCCUUAUUUGUAGAGGCUUUUAUCUUCUACAACCACACUCAUGGCCGGGAAAUGCUGGAGAUCUUUGUGCACGGGCUGCUGGUUUUGGUCAUCUUUUUGACAGGCCUGGUCACCUUCUUGGAGUUCCUCUUACAGAACAAUGUACUUCUGGAACUUCUGCGUUCAAGCCUCAUCCUAGUUCAGGCGAGCUGGUUCUUUCAGAUUGGUUUUGUCCUGUUUCCCCCCAGUGGAGCUCCUUCAUGGAAUCUGACAGAUCAUGACAACAUUAUGUUUCUCACCAUAUGCUUUUGUUGGCAUUAUGCAGUAAGCUUAAUCAUCAUUGGAGCGAAUUGUGCUUUUGUCACCUGGUUGGUUAAAUCUAAAUUUAAGAAGCCCUGCCCCUCAGAAGUUGGACUCCUGAAAAAUGUUGAACUAGAACAAGAAUCAGAAGAAGAGAUGUGAUUUGGACAGGCAUCCAGUCUUCCUAGAUAAACCU
Lemur catta (Ring-tailed lemur) is the source of this 1000-nucleotide messenger RNA. Its product is annotated as transmembrane protein 45A-like. The coding region runs from base 1 to 966 and encodes 321 amino acids. Lineage: Eukaryota; Metazoa; Chordata; Mammalia; Primates; Lemuridae. The transcript is spliced from 6 exons. The record is from RefSeq and is a predicted model, not a curated record.